This is a messenger RNA of Populus trichocarpa (black cottonwood), 3185 nucleotides long. RefSeq lists its product as uncharacterized. Gene Ontology annotation, molecular function: glucosylceramidase activity; beta-glucosidase activity. Gene Ontology annotation, cellular component: membrane. Lineage: Eukaryota; Viridiplantae; Streptophyta; Magnoliopsida; Malpighiales; Salicaceae. The record is from RefSeq and is a predicted model, not a curated record. The transcript is spliced from 20 exons. Gene Ontology annotation, biological process: glucosylceramide catabolic process; carbohydrate metabolic process. Bases 83 to 3049 code for a protein of 988 amino acids.
GAGAUCCUUAAAUACCACAUGAUCUAGACAUCAUUCGAAGUAAUGGUCAACGUUUUUGGCUAUUCAAAUGAAGAAAAGAUGAAUGGUAAGAAGAGAUACUAGGAUCUCCACUUCCUUGCAAGCCCUUUAUAGCCUGCAGUUUCAGUCUUCAAACCAAACCGUCUACACAAGCGAUCCCACUUCUCUCCAGUCUCCAGGAAAGAUGUUUGAGAGAAAGAUAUCAGGGAAUGGUUUUGAUGAAGAACAAGGAGAACCUUCAAAUUAUCCGGUGGACAAGGUUGAUGCUGGGAAACCUGCACCACUGACCUGGCAGCGGAAAUUAGACGGGGAUGAAACUGUCCUUUCGCAGUUCACUUUAAGUUUGCAAGAGAAACUUUUAAUGGCCCCUAUAGGUAUUCGGCUAUGGCGUCAUAUCCGAGAAGAAAAUGCCAGAAAAAGGGGGGGUUUUUAUAUGGAUCCAUUUGCUAAGCGCAAUGUGACAUCUUGUCUUGGCAUUCCAGUAGGCGGUAUUGGUUCAGGAAGCAUUGGAAGAAGUUACAAAGGUGAAUUUCAGCGUUGGCAACUGUUCCCUAGAAUAUGCGAAGAAAAACCUGUUUUAGCAAAUCAAUUUUCUAUUUUUGUUUCGCGCUCAAAUGGUAAAAAAUAUUCCAGUGUACUGUGCUCGAGGAGUCCAGAUGUGCUUGAAGAAGCUGCAGGCUCAGGGAUUGAAUCUUGGGACUGGAAUCUGAAGGGAAAUAAUUCCACAUAUCAUGCUUUAUACCCCAGGGCUUGGACUGUAUAUGAGGGCGAACCUGAUCCAGAACUCAGGGUUGUUUGUCGUCAAAUUUCACCUAUUAUUCCUCAUAAUUACAAAGAGAGCAGCUUCCCUGCAUCAGUUUUUACCUUCAAGCUCUACAAUUCUGGGAAGACUUCUGCAGAUGUCACCUUGCUUUUCACAUGGGCAAAUUCUGUUGGAGGGGUUUCUGAAUUUUCUGGUCAGCACCUCAACUCAACAAAAAUGAUGGAGGAUGGUGUACAUUGUGCACUUCUGAAUCACAAGACAGCAAACGGGCUUCCCUCGGUAUCCUUUGCAAUCGCUGCACAAGAGACUCCUGUUGUUCAUGUCUCAAAAUGUCCUUGCUUCGUGAUAUCUGGAAACUCACAAGGUGUCACAGCCAAAGAAAUGUGGAAUGAAGUAAAAGAGCAUGGGUCCUUCGACAACCUCAACUCACCUGGAAAGCUGGUGCCUUCGGAACCAGGAUCAUCUAUUGGGGCAGCCGUUGCAGCGACUUCAACAGUCCCACCAGAUGGUGUAUGUACAGUUACUUUUUCAUUGGCAUGGGACUGCCCUGACGUAAAAUUUGGGAGUGGAAGGACUUACCACAGGCGUUACACAAAAUUCUAUGGUACUCAUGGAGAUGCUGCUGCAAAUAUUGCGCAUGAUGCUAUUCUAGAGCAUGGCCUUUGGGAGUCAGAGAUAGAAGCCUGGCAAAGACCAAUUCUUGAAGACAAGAGACUUCCUGAAUGGUAUGCUGGCACUCUCUUUAAUGAGCUCUAUUAUCUUAAUUCAGGGGGGACAGUUUGGACAGAUGGAUCCCCUCCAUUCCGUAGCUUAGCAACUAUUGAAGGAAGUAAGUUUUCUCUCGACAGGGCAGGUUCCAACCUGGGCCAUCAAGGUGAUACUGCUGUUGACAUUCUUGGAAGGAUGACUUCUGCACUUGAGGAAAUCCACACUCCUUUAACAACCAAUUCUGCUUUUGGAACUAAUUUACUACAAGAAGGAGAAGAAAAUAUUGGUCAAUUCCUUUAUCUAGAAGGGAUCGAGUAUCACAUGUGGAACACCUAUGAUGUUCACUUUUAUGCAUCUUUCGCCUUCAUUAUGCUGUUUCCCAAACUUCAGCUCAGCAUUCAAAGGGACUUUGCAGCGGCAGUUAUGAUGCAUGAUCCCAGUAUGAUGCCACUGCUACACGAUGGGCAGCGUGUCCCCAGAAAGGUUAUUGGAGCUGUCCCUCAUGACAUUGGGAUCCAUGACCCAUGGUUUGAAGUAAAUGCCUAUAACCUCCACAACACUGAUCGCUGGAAAGACUUGAAUCCAAAAUUCGUUCUCCAGGUUUACAGGGAUGUGAUUGCUACUGGAGACAAGAAGUUUGCACGAGCUGUUUGGCCAUCAGUUUAUGUUGCAAUGGCUUAUAUGGAUCAGUUUGACAGGGAUGGUGAUGGGAUGAUUGAGAACGACGGCUUUCCUGAUCAGACAUAUGAUACGUGGUCUUUGUCAGGGGUUAGUGCAUAUUGUGGUGGGCUAUGGGUGGCAGCCUUACAGGCUGCAUCAGCCCUGGCAUGGGAAGUAGGAGACAAGGAUUCGGCAGAAUAUUUUUGGUGUAGGUUUCAGAAGGCAAAGAUUGUGUAUGGCAAGUUAUGGAAUGGUUCUUACUUCAAUUAUGACAACAGCGGUGGUAUCAAUAGCUCAUCCAUUCAAGCUGAUCAAUUGGCCGGACAAUGGUACGCACGAGCAUGCGGACUUUCACCUAUUGUUGACGAGGACAAAGCUCGAUGUGCACUGGAGAAGAUUUAUAAUUACAACGUCCUGAAGGUGCAGGAUGGGAAACGAGGGGCCGUAAAUGGGAUGCUACCUGAUGGAACAGUUGACUUGUCAUGCCUACAGUCAAGAGAAAUAUGGUCCGGGGUCACAUACGCAGUUGCUGCAACCAUGAUCCAGGAAGGCUUGACAGAUAUGGCAUUUCAUACUGCUAGUGGAGUCUACGAGGCUGUGUGGGCUGAACAAGGACUUGGAUAUUCCUUUCAAACUCCUGAAGGUUGGAACACCACUGACCAGUAUAGAUCCUUAUGCUACAUGCGGCCUUUGGCCAUCUGGGCAAUGCAGUGGGCCUUAUCAAGACCGGAACUUCACCGGCAGGAAAUGAAAUUACAAGCCGGGGAAGACUCUGUGCCUGUGCACCAUGCUGGCUUCGCCAAAGUUGCUCGUUUUCUCAAGUUGCCUCAUGCCGAAUCAUCUAAAAGCCAUUUCCAAUCCUUGUUUGAGUAUGCUACCACCAAGUUUGGUUACAGUUAAUCGAUUACACACACACACACACACAUAUAGAUUUCAGAUUUCAGUUUGAUGAUUUCUUUCUUUCGUGAUGGAUUAUUAUGUGAUUAGUUUUUUACGAAAUUUACUAUAAUAAAGUAAAUUAAUAUUUGAUUAGAAA